AUGGAAAUUAAGCAAGUAACCACCGUUAUCCUGGUACUUCUCUGUGAUCUCAUCAUGGAUGCAUGCUCAGUAUGCAGUCCGCCGGUGCUAUCUGAACCCGGUCUGCUAGUGAAUCCUGAUCAGAAUAAGUAUGCUGAGAUGGAUAUCAUUAUUCUGUAUUGUGAUCCUAGUCUAUACCUCCUUCAUGAUGGGCCUUCGUUCAGCUUCUGUAUGUCAGGCGUAUGGGUGGAAGAUCCGAAAGAUGCAGUAUGCCAUGAAUCGUGUGAUCCACCUGUGACUGAAUGGAAUGUCGCACACUCUAACCAGGAAACAGGGGAAUAUGACCUUCAGCAUUACCUUCAUGGUUCAAUGACGGUAUACACCUGCAAUAAUGAACUGGCUGUACUUGAUGGGCCCACAAAGGCAUCUUGUCGCGAUGGGACAUGGGAUCCUCCUGAUUUACCUGUGUGUCGUGCUUGCCAGCAGCCUCAAUUCAAUCAGGAUGUGGUGUAUGUUGACCCUGUGCAGGAUGAGGGCUAUCGAGAUUUUGAUGUUGUGUACUUUCACUGCAAUAGGUCCUUGUCAUAUGUGGCAUAUGUUGCCAUUUGCUACAAUAGUUCAUGGGUGCCCAUCAUUCCAGACAAAAUUUGCCACGAAACUACAUCGUCACGGAGUCCCACUAUCCCAAGCUAUUUUCCGACGCAACACACUUUGGAAACUACAAACAGUCCCUACACAGGAUCAACUGAGACUGGUUAUACAUCAGAAGAUACAUACACUUCAACAUCUACCUCGUCAUCAAAUGUUCCAUUCAGUCCAACUACCACAUUCAAUCCUGGAACAUUGGCAAGUGACAUUUUAACAAACUAUCCAUCGAUUGACUAUACUUCGGAAACUAUUAGCCUUCUACAUCCAGCAUCAACAGAGACUGACAUUACAUCAGAAGAUGCAUACUCAGUUACUUCCACUCCGUUAUCAAAUAUGCCAACGAGUGAAUCUACCACAUCUAAUACUGAAGAAUUUACGUCUGAUACUACCUCGUCAUACACUAAAACAUUGUUACCUCAAACAACUAUGCAUUUAAUUACGAACGAGGAUCCUUCCAGUGCCGACUCAUUCGAAGGGGAAACAUCAAAUUAUCCUUCUACUGUGAUCGAAGUUACUGCGGAAACUAGUGUGGAUAAUAUUCGUACUUCAUCCGACGAUCAAGCACGGACAUACUCAUUUGAAACAGAAAGAACAUCUACUAGAACUCGUCUACAAGAUAUUUUCACGACCAGGAACACAUCCCCAAGGGAAACUACAUUGGAAGACACAGUAACACGGCACAGAACUAUGACUGAACUUCACACAACACCUGGAAAUUUUACAAGAACAGCAUUACUUGGAAGAGAAACUACGUCUGAUGCAACCCAAGCAGAAACUAUUCAUACGAAAUAUCCUGUACAUGAAACACAUACCACGUUCAAAAUGGAGCCUACAGUAACACCUAGCCCCUAUACAACAGCUACAGAUGACAAUAUGGGAACAUCAACAGGAAUAGUUGAUACUUUUUACACCGGCAAAUCCACCGAAAGGUUUUCUACACCUUAUGCGCCAACACAUUCUCCCCUUUUUUCAACAACGCCCGACUUAAAAAGCAGUACGCUUACCAUUACGUCUGCGACGAUUCCUUAUAUUCCAAGCGAAAGGACAGCUACAGACGCUAGUCAGGUGGAAACUUCAACAGGUACAGUGCAAACUGGCUCAACCGGCAAGUCCACAGAAACUUUUCAGACCACAUAUCCGCCUAGUCAUUCCCCCUUUCUUUCAAUAGAACCUGUCUUGGAAAAGAGCACGAGUCGAAUAACAUUUGCGCACGAAACUACACAUUCGUCCGUUGCGACUCCACAUGACAUUUCCUCUUCUUAUUCUACCCAACGCAUUACAAACUUUGUCUCUUCAAGUGAGACGCAUAAAAUUACGCAAAUAUCUUCCAAAAUACCUACAAUUUGUAAUGAGGGACUGACAAAAGAAGCUACAACAGAGCAUCAGAAAUCUAAAGUUUCAGCGACAGAAUCAUUUGGGUCGGAAAUUACAAGUUUCAAAACGUCCAUAUACGAUAGCUAUACUGAAACAACGUCUGCCGUGGGUUCGAGCAAGAUCGAUACAUCUUCAAUAGAACCUACAGGUUUAUUCUCAAAAAGCACUCCCUUGUUAUCAACCCUAGCAGAGGCAAAUACACAUACCCUGCUUUCAACUUUUGCACAAGAAAGAACGCUAGAAACGCUAGCAUCGCAAUAUUCUCCUACCAAUCGGAUAACAAGAAUGGACUCCACCAUCAUGAAGUCUACAAAUGAAGCUACAAUGAAGCCAUCCUCUGACAAACCUACAUCCGAUGUGAUACCGACCUCACCGGAAGCUACAAGGGAGCAUCAGCAUUCAAGAGUUUCAGAGACAGAACCGGUUUGGGAGGACACUACAAGUUCAAAGAUGUCUACUAGUCUUAGUGAAAUAAAAACUCCUUUUGGAUCAGAAGAACAUACACUUUCAUUCACAGAUAUCAUGGAUAUGGCGACUUUGUUAUCAACAGCAACUGAAGAAAACACCACAACUGUGUUUUCUGCAUUAGCAAAACAAACCACGCUUCCAAACGAUCGUGAUGCAACCGUGGAUCGUGUCACACAGUUUACUGAUAAUACUGUUACAAGAACUACGUUAUCACAUACAACACCAGACGGGCUAUCUACAACAGCUGAACUCUUAGAAGAACCCCCUGGAAUAUCGAUAUCUUCUGAUUUCACUAGCCCUGAAACUUCGACGGGAAUCGAUAAAUCAGAGACAUAUUCCACUUCCUUGACGGAGAGGAUGGCAUCCGCAAUGGAAACUACGUCGGAAAAUAUCUAUUCGCCUACAACCCUAUUUGAUCACUUGACAUCAGCAAAGACAACGUUGGCAGAAACGUCCAGCGCUUUGGCAUUUACAUCCUCGAUAUCUAAAAGUACAUUCACGUCUAGAUCUGUAGAGGACAUUACUAUAACAGAAACGGGACAAACUCCUUUAGCUGGUGCUCGAAGCACGAACUCUUUUAAUCUUGUAUCGUCUACGUCGAUUAUCAAAACAACUGCUGAACCAACGGCGACGACGACCGUUGAGGCAGUGAUGACAUUGGCAUAUGAAACAGAAACACAAACGAUGCGAGAUGAUAUUUCACCCGAUGCCACUAGUAGUGAGAGUUAUACCCACCACUUCAUCCCAACUUUCCAGUACAAUAGAGGAGCUGACAAUACCUUACCAUGGUGGAUGCAUCUCAUUAUCGUAUGUGUCGAAACAACUCUUGUUCUGACUGGCGUUGCUUUUAUAUGGUACAGGAAGAAAAAGGCUAGCAAUCAGAUCCAGCGCUCCCUAGAUACCGAAAGUGGCACCGCGUCUUCAGCAAAUUCAGGUUCGGAAAAGGGAAACGACACGUCGGUGGCAAUUGGCGAUGAUUGA
Molecule: messenger RNA, 3450 nt
Organism: Lytechinus pictus (painted urchin)
Lineage: Eukaryota; Metazoa; Echinodermata; Echinoidea; Temnopleuroida; Toxopneustidae
Product: mucin-2-like
Exons: 7
Coding region: 1-3450 (1149 amino acids)
Source: RefSeq, a predicted model, not a curated record